Messenger RNA from Monodelphis domestica (gray short-tailed opossum), 3224 nucleotides. NCBI's taxonomy places the organism in Eukaryota, Metazoa, Chordata, Mammalia, Didelphimorphia, Didelphidae. The record is from RefSeq and is a predicted model, not a curated record.
AUGAAUGGCACAGAGGGACCAAAUUUUUACGUCCCCUUCUCCAAUAAGACUGGCACGGUCCGGAGCCCUUUUGAGGAGCCUCAGUAUUAUCUGGCCGACCCAUGGCAGUUCUCCUGCCUGGCAGCUUAUAUGUUUAUGCUCAUUGUCUUGGGCUUCCCCAUCAACUUCCUCACCCUCUAUGUAACCAUUCAGCACAAGAAACUCCGAACACCCUUGAACUACAUCCUUCUGAACUUGGCGAUUGCUGACCUUUUCAUGGUAUUUGGUGGUUUCACGAUGACCCUUUAUACUUCCCUCCAUGGCUACUUUGUCUUUGGACCCACUGGCUGCAACUUGGAAGGCUUCUUCGCCACCUUAGGAGGUGAAAUAGCCCUCUGGUCCUUGGUGGUUUUGGCCAUUGAGAGAUAUGUUGUGGUCUGCAAGCCAAUGAGCAACUUCAGGUUUGGGGAGAACCAUGCCAUCAUCGGGGUUGCCUUCACUUGGGUCAUGGCUUUGGCUUGUGCUUUUCCACCUUUAAUUGGCUGGUCCAGGUUAGUGGCAUUGGGAUUUUUCUGCAGGUACAUUCCAGAGGGAAUGCAAUGCUCAUGUGGAAUUGACUAUUAUACCCUCAAGCCUGAAGUCAACAAUGAAUCCUUUGUCAUCUACAUGUUUGUGGUUCACUUCACCAUUCCCUUGAUUGUCAUUUUCUUUUGCUACGGUCAACUGGUCUUCACAGUCAAAGAGGCUGCAGCCCAGCAGCAAGAGUCUGCUACCACCCAGAAGGCUGAGAAGGAAGUCACCCGUAUGGUCAUCAUCAUGGUCAUCGCCUUCCUGAUUUGUUGGUUGCCCUAUGCUGGCGUGGCUUUUUAUAUCUUCACUCACCAGGGAUCCAACUUUGGCCCCAUCUUCAUGACCAUCCCGGCUUUCUUUGCCAAGUCUUCAUCCGUUUACAACCCUGUCAUCUACAUCAUGAUGAAUAAGCAGUUCCGAACCUGCAUGAUCACCACUCUCUGCUGUGGCAAGAAUCCACUGGGUGAUGACGAGGCCUCUGCCACAGCCUCCAAGACGGAGACCAGCCAGGUGGCUCCUGCAUAAGCUCUGAGAAGGGCUCCAUCCACACCUAGCACACCAGGCUCCCCAAAGGCUGCCAACAGCCUGCCUCUAGGAAUGCCACCCCCUGCCCCCUAACUCCUGAUCCAUAGUCACCCACUGAGAAUGAUUGGACAGCAUUAGGACUGGCAUCUGGCCAUCAGAAGGAGGCUGUACCUAGCACCCAAAUUUUGAAACAAAAGGAAAAAACUAAAUCAAUCAGCCUCUGCUAAUUCCCCAAUUUUCAAAGCCAUCCAGAUACUUUCUGUAUGCUCUGAAUGCUGCAGAGACCAGGACCACUUUUUGAGAACUGAUCCCAGAGUCCAUGGCUCCAAGAGGUGGAUGCGAUCUGGAACCCUUUAGGGGGCCUGAGCCCAUUCACCCCAAUGCAACAAUGAACUCUUACUCUCAGGAAAAUGACCCAGCUUAGAGAUGAGCGCCUAGCACAAGGCUGGGCAAUCAGUGUGUGCUUAAUUAAUGCUUGUUGAACAAAUGACUGACUGACUGACUGACUGACUGACUGACUGACUGAAUGAAUGAAUGAAUGAAUGGAGGAAUGAACGAAUGCAUGAGAAUGAAUGAAUGUUAGUGAAUGAACAAGUGAACGAAUGGAGAGCCUGAGAAGUCUAACGGCUCUCACGAAAUGACACGUGAUGAUUUUGGAUAUGGCGGCAUUGACAAAUCAGAAAUAUUCCCUCUUCCAUCUUUCUGAGAUUGCUCAUUUUGAGACAGGGGGAAGACCAAGGGAGCUGAGAUGAUACAACAUCACUCACCCCGAUACGUUUUUUUAAGUGAUCUCCGGGAGAUUUAGGACAAACUAAAAUGGUCCUCCCUGGCUUCCCUUUCUUUAGCUUCUUUGGUCCCUGGUCACCAGGGCCGGACAGCUCUUCAUUCAAAGAGAGUCUCAAACAGGUAGGUCUCUGGGCCAGGACACUGGGCAAAGCAGGGAAUUUAGUAGGUAUUCUCAUUGCACCUUAAAGAACUAGGCGCUGCUUUCUGGGCUUAAAGAACAACGAAAACCAAAGGACAGGACAAGGGACAUGGUGGAGAAAAGUCACUGGGGCCUGGAGGAUGUGGUCAGGCCUAGGCUAUUCCUCCAGGUUUUUUCUGACUCCUUCUCCCUCUUCUCAGUCUUCGGAAACCCAGAGACCUUCCAAGGCCAUAGCCCAAGUGAGAAAAUAUUUUCUGUUUGUUUUUGCUUUUGUGAAAUACUUUACUCUCUCCUUUGCAAUUGACUCCAGCUUCCCAACGAUCCAUAGGGAACUUCUAGAAGCCAGAUAAGUUCAGUAUUUAGUAAAGGGUAAUAUUGCAAAUAAAACUCUUUUCACAAGUUAACUGAAUAAGUGGAUUAAUGGAGAUUGAAAGAGCUUUGGAACUCAAGGCCAGCUGAUUCACUCUGAUUGAUUCAUCUGCUUGGGAUUCUCAAAGUCUUCAUUUUUUUCUUUCUUUUUUUUUUUAGUGGGGAGGGGGAAGACAGGCUUCAGCUAGAGCACAUUUUUCUCUGCAGACUUGGUCUCAUCCUUGAAGGGUCCCAAACAUGGGGAGUUCCAAGGUUCUCUGGCCAGAUAUAGGAGGGAAUUCUGGGAAUGUAGAUCACUGGGCAAAUGAGGACAGUACUUGAGGGUGGUCUUAGUGGGCUCCCACUUAUCCACCUCAUGGCUGCCUCUAUGUCACCACUGAGGUUUCAUUUGGUGAAUGUUCAUGGCUGAUUUCGCUUCCAUUUGGCUACUGUUGUUCCCAGAAGAAAACAAAAAGAUGUAUUUGAGCAUUAAAAAGGACUCUUCCAUGUUUCCAAAAUGUCUGGUGGUGUUUUCUCUGCCCCCCUUCACCUCUAAACUAUUUAUCCACAGAGGAAGUCUGAAACCAGCAGUUACCAUCACUUGGCUAACCAUGGAUGCUGACCUCAAGGCUUCCUUCAUCAUCUCCUGGGGCUGGACCAUUGCCUGUGGUAACACAGUUGGUGUUUGGCCAGUCAUGCUGGCCUCAAGUGGAGUGGUCCAGUGGGUAGCAGACCAGCAAACCCUGAAUGGAUAGCUCCAACUGCUGGGCUGGGACGGAGAAACCCUGGGGGUUGGGGCACAUAGCGGUUAUCCUCAGAUACUAGAAAGGCUUUGUGAAAAAGAGAUUCAACUUGGUCUCUGCUGUUCCAGAGGAGA